This is a messenger RNA of Belonocnema kinseyi, 2160 nucleotides long. RefSeq names its product translocation protein SEC62 (gene Trp1). The transcript is spliced from 5 exons. Gene Ontology annotation, biological process: post-translational protein targeting to membrane, translocation. The record is from RefSeq and is a predicted model, not a curated record. NCBI's taxonomy places the organism in Eukaryota, Metazoa, Arthropoda, Insecta, Hymenoptera, Cynipidae. Bases 84 to 1208 code for a protein of 374 amino acids. Gene Ontology annotation, cellular component: endoplasmic reticulum; endoplasmic reticulum membrane.
CUAUCGGAAUUUUGGGCAAGCUCUCUUACAACGCAGAAGCUGAACUAACCUCGCAAAGCGCACGCGUGUCUUGAAUUUACAACAUGGUGGAACGCAGGAAAAACAGGAGGCGCAAAGAUGAUGGAAGCAAUUCGGAGUCAACGGUGCCAGAAAAGCCAUCGAAGGAAGAGUACUCGGUGGCAAAGUGGAUCCGGAACAAUGUCCCCUCGAAGAAGACAAAAUUCGACCGGAAUCACAUUGUAGAAUAUUUUACCGGGGCGAGGGCGGUUGACGCCUUGCUAGAAAACUCGCCAUGGAGCAAAACUCUCUUCGAGACUCGGCAGCAGGUCGUCGAUUUUCUCGACCUGAUGUUGCGGCACAAGUUUUUCCAUCGGGCGAAAAAGGUCGUCAUCACGGAGGACGAGCUCUGCAAAAUCAGGGGCAUUAAGAAGAGGGUCAAGGAGCCGAAGGAGGAGAAGAAGGAGAAGGAAAAAGACAAGGAGAAGAAUAAGGAAACGGAGAAGGAUAAGGAUGAGAAGGAGAGCAAGGAGGAGAAGAAGGAGGCAGAGGAGAAGCAUGAUGAGAAAAAGAAGAAGCCGAAGGUUCGUUUAGAAAUGCACAUGGAUCAAUUCUUCGCCGAUUGCUGCGACGCUUACGUGUGGAUUUACGAGCCCAUACCCGUUUAUUACUGGUUUUUCGGGACACUGUUGGUUCUGGGCGCAAUAGGAGUCUGUCUCUUCCCCCUCUGGCCACUCACAGUUCGCCACGGAGUCUGGUACCUCAGCAUUGCGGCCGCGGGCUUCCUCGUCUUCAUCCUCGCCCUCAUUGUCCUCCGGAUGAUCAUUUUCUGUCUCCUCUGGAUGAUCACUCUGGGCAGGCACCAUCUCUGGCUGCUGCCCAAUCUCGUCGAGGAUGUCGGCUUCUUCGCCUCCUUCUGGCCGCUUUACCAGUACGAGUAUCACGGUCCAUCCUCUAGUGGCGAGAAAAAAUCUUUCAAGAAGAAAAAGCGAACGAAGGAUAAAGAUUCAGACAGCGAGGACACUCCUUUAACUCAAGCAGAGGAGAAAAAUUCGGCCGAUUCUCGGAAAGAGGUGGCGGACACGCCACUAGAAUCGAAUCCGGACGAUGAAAAGACUCAAGGAAUUGAAUCGGUAGGUAGUCAAGAUGGGAGUGAGGAAGGUUCCGAGAGUGACAAAUCCAACACGGGCGGUGACUUUGAGAUGCUCUGAGAUUAGUGCCUAAUUGACCAAUUUAUUUAUUGCUCGACUCAUAAUCAGUAGCUGAUUAUCAAAUCAGACAAAAAAAAGCGCCAUCACCUCGCACUGGGUGCAUUUUUUCACCGAGUCGCAGCUGAUAAAUCCUUCGGCGAGAUUUUUUUUUUUUUUUAAACCCUUCUCACUUUUGGAAGGAGAUGAGAAAGAAUGAUUGCUAGAAAUGAGAGGAGAGCAAGAAGUAGAAUAUUUAUCUAAUAUCGAUAGCCGUCGUCCAAUCAGAAAUCACGACAGAAAUCCAUUUUCCGUCCACGAUUUCCGAGAUUAUUCUUGUAACUAUUCCCAAUUUGAUUCAACAACUUUAGCUCCUGUCGAAAAUUCAUUUCCAUUUGCUAAGGGAGGACUUUCUCUCUCUCUCUCCUUUAAUUGAUUCUAGAAUUAAGUACAAAAUCAUGCAGAGAGAUUUUUACACGUUGUCCAAGUUUGCGCUGAUUUUGAAACGCAACAAGUAAGUGAUCUUUUUUUCUUCUUUUAAAUCAGGAUCGAGAGAUUUACUAUAAGAGUGCAAUAUUCGAGGUGUUUUGGUAUACUGGGGAUUCCUGAAAGAAAAAAUAAUAAAGUAAACCGCAAUUGUGCCGACGGUCGAUUGUGCAGAUUCCUGUCUGAUCAUAACUUUACCAUCGGUCGGUAAAAGAGGGAGGUCGGUAAGUGAGGUGGUAUUUUCACAGCUAGACUACAUUUUAUGGGUUUUUGAGGUCCCGGCUGAUAGUUUUUGCGGUUUUUUCAUUUUAUUAUUUUUUUUUUUGUGGGAAGAUCCUUUGCGGCGGCGGCGGCGGCCACAGAAUUGUACGACAGUUUUAUUUUUAUUAUUUAUAUUUUUAUGCGAGGACUAAGACGAUCAUCUGUAUGAAGGUUGUCAUAAGCUCUGGACAUGAAGUUAUUGCUAUAUAUACAAUAAUAAAGAAUUAAA